UCCGAAAUUAUACAGAGGUAUCACAGAGAAAAACAAGAUUUUUCUUCAUUUUUCUCGAAGAUCAGCGUACCUGUGUCAGAAAAUGGUGAAAAGGAAGGUAUCAGGAGACAACGGUAAUGUCACCAAGUCAAUUCCUGUGGCUCACCAGCUAUCAGAUCUAGAGAUAAGUGAAGUGAGAAGCAAGCUACUGGCCUGGUAUGAUGCAAACAAGCGAGACCUACCAUGGAGAAAGCAGGCUUCAAACCCAGAUAUAAACCAGAGGGCUUACGCUGUUUGGGUGUCAGAAAUCAUGCUACAGCAGACACAAGUGGCCACGGUCAUUAACUACUACAAUAAAUGGAUGAAGAAAUGGCCAACACUACAGGAUCUAGCCUCAGCAUCCCUUGAGGAAGUAAAUGAGAUGUGGUCAGGGCUUGGAUAUUACUCACGAGGAAGAAGAUUGUUUGAAGGUGCUAAAAAGGUAGUUGAUGAGCUGGAUGGGGAGAUGCCAAAAGAUGCAGACAGCCUUCUUAAACACCUGCCUGGAGUUGGGAAGUACACAGCUGGUGCUAUAGCAUCCAUUGCCUAUAACCAGUGUACUGGUCUAGUCGAUGGCAAUGUGAUCAGGGUCCUGUCUAGACUGCGGAUGAUUGGAGCGGACAGUACAAGCCAGCCUGUCAUUGAUGCUCUGUGGUCUUUAGCAAAUGCAGUAGUGGAUAAGGAACGACCAGGAGAUUUCAACCAGUCACUGAUGGAGUUGGGUGCCACAGUAUGUACGCCUAAAUCUCCCGACUGUGCUGCCUGUCCACUACGUAACAAUUGCAAGGCUUAUGCUAAAGUUGAGCAACAGCGAAUCAAGAACUCGGAGAAGCUUACAUCAAUAGCAUCCGAGAAAAAUGCAGUGAUAGAUAUUGAAUGCUUGGCUGACCAAUGUUCUCUGUGCCUGCCAGACAUGGAAACCUAUGAUGACAGUGCCGGUGUUACAAACUACCCACGGAAGGGAAAAAAGCGAGCGCCUAGGGAAGAAAGGACAGCCGUCUGUGUCCUGUGUAGGAAAACCCCUACAGACGAGGAAUUUUUGAUACGACAGAGACCAGAAAAAGGUUUGCUUGCGGGGCUAUGGGAGUUCCCUAGCAAGCUGUUAGUUGGAGAGGGUGAGAGUUUACCAUACAGCGAUGUUUUGAUAGAACAUGGAGUAGAAGUGUUGUAUGCAACAAAAAAAAUCAGAUGCGGAGAGGUAGUUCAUAUAUUCUCACACAUUCAUCAGACCUAUGAUGUCGAGGGUGUGAUCGCCGGGGACAGCGACAUACAGGAGGACACAGAAAACAGGGACCAAGCGAGGUACCGCUGGGUCACCAGGCAACAGUUUUCUGAGGCAGCAGUUUCCACAGCAAUGAGAAAGGUUUUCAAGGCAUUUGAAUCUGCAACAAACCCCAAGACCCCUAGCUCAAAGGACUCAAAACUAACAAAGUUGAAACCAAAGGAAGAUAAGAAUCAGAAGUCAAUCGCAUCUUUUUUCAAACCAAAGACUACAGCAUGAACACUACUGAACAUAUUUUAUCCAUUAGUUUUAAAUCUCAGGUUCGAUUCUAGUAAACCUUUUUUGAAAAUUUUUUUGAACAAUAUUAAUAUUUGAAAUUGAGAAUGGGUAUGGUUCAAAUGUUUCCCAAUGGGAAUGGGUCAAAUAUUUCCCAAUUGGAAUGGGUCAAAUGUUUAGAAUGGGAAUGGGUCAAAUGUUUAGAAUGGGAAAGGGUCAAAUGAUUAGAAUGGGAAAGGGUCAAAUGUUUACCAAUGGGAAUGGGUCAAAUGUUUACCAGUGGGAAUGGGUCAAAUGUUUACCAAUAGAAAAGGGUCAAAUGUUUCCCAAUGGGAAUGGGUCAAAUAUUUCCCAUGGGAUGCCUAGAAAAAUGCCUUUCUAGUAUGUUUUAAAGGGAGGAUGCAUUUCAGGAUAAAUCCUGAAAUCAAAAUUCAGUGCUUUCAAUUUCAAAUUGAUGUAAAGUUUUGAUGUAAAGUUUUUUCUUUUGCUUUAUAAGUUUAAAAAAGUACCUUGAAAAUGAUAUAAAUGACUGGAAACAAUGUCAGCAGGGUACUAACGACAGCUUCGGUAAAUUGCAAGAAUCUCUAAUACUGGAACAUAAUGUUCAGGUUGUUUUUUUUGGUCGGGAAACCUUAUUUGUGAUGAGUUGAGUGAAAAUGGUCAGUAGAUUUGAUGAACAUAUUUUUAGCUAGUCUGUUGAAGAAAAAAGUUGUCAUAGCCUUGGUGUGUUAUAACCCUUGGUCAGAACUCAUUCAAGGUAUUCAUGUGAAACUUUGUACAUAUGUUACCAGUGAUGAAUUUUAUAGUUGUUGACUUGUACGCCUUGAUUUACUUAGAAAAAAAAAGAUUGUUGACAUAGUUUUUGAUGCUCUUAUAAUAAAUAUAUUUACUAUGUACGGUAUGUAUUCAUAUAACUGGAAUUUUUAAUAGAGUUCUUCUAGAACAUUGUUUUUUAUGUGUAUUAAAAUUGUUUAAAUAUAUUUUUGUAAAAUAAAC
Molecule: messenger RNA, 2512 nt
Organism: Mya arenaria
Lineage: Eukaryota; Metazoa; Mollusca; Bivalvia; Myida; Myidae
Product: adenine DNA glycosylase-like
Exons: 15
Coding region: 83-1519 (478 amino acids)
Biological process (GO): base-excision repair; mismatch repair
Cellular component (GO): nucleus
Molecular function (GO): purine-specific mismatch base pair DNA N-glycosylase activity; adenine/guanine mispair binding; 8-oxo-7,8-dihydroguanine DNA N-glycosylase activity
Source: RefSeq, a predicted model, not a curated record